Molecule: messenger RNA, 2681 nt
Organism: Oncorhynchus nerka (sockeye salmon)
Lineage: Eukaryota; Metazoa; Chordata; Actinopteri; Salmoniformes; Salmonidae
Product: leucine-rich repeat-containing protein 27
Exons: 13
Coding region: 156-1817 (553 amino acids)
Molecular function (GO): protein binding
Source: RefSeq, a predicted model, not a curated record
GGUUACCAUGGUAAUAGCUGAUCACACGACUAGUUGGCUAACUACUAGCUAGCUAGCCAUCAUGGGCGUUGACAAUUUCAAGAUGGCACUUUGAUGAUGGGCUGAAGGAUACAACUGCUUACUAACUGACCAAAUGAGAUAACAGCACAGCAGCAAUGUCUUCCUUAGAAAAGGAAAUUACUGACCUUCAUUUAAGCCUUGAUUGUGGUGAUAAUGCUGUGAAAACACAUACCCCGCACAUUCUACCAGAGUGUGUUGGACCUAUACAGAUCACUGAGUAUGCCACAUCUGACACCCAAUAUUUCAGCAGACGAAACUUCAAAUAUGUUAUGGAUUGCAUUUUGAAGAACACUACUUUAAAGAAUUUGUAUCUUGAAGGUAAUGAAAUAUCCAGGCUUCCGGAUACGCUGUUCACCAGUUUGUCAAACUUGGUGUGGUUAGAUCUCAGAAAUAACCAAAUCACAGCCCUUCCUGCGAAAAUUGGUCUACACAGAUGUCUGAAAACGUUGCUGCUAGAAGGGAAUCCUAUCACAGAGCUUCCACUGGAAUUGGGUAACGUGAUUACUCUCAAGGCCCUGAGUUUGAGGCAUUGCCCCAUCACGUUUCCACCUCAAGAGGUUGUGGGGCAGGGCCUCCAAUGCAUCCUACAGUACCUACGGAGUGCCAUGGCCGAACGACCGGUUAGUGUGCGGAACUCUCUUCCAGACAUGCCCCCAGUGGAGAAGCUACAGUUGACAGAGCUUGUAAAGUCCAGUUUGGACCUUUGUGAAGAGGUGGUGGAUGAAGAUGAACUGCAGAGGUUCAGAGAGCUGAGGCAGAAGAUGAGCCAAAUGGACAGAGCUGAGUUGGGCUAUGCCCUCCCUAUUUCACGCCUCCCUAGAGCAGCAGAGGGUGAUAGAGGCCACAAGACAUACCCCCUGCCCGUCAUUAAAAGAAAGAAAGAGAUUACCAGGGGAAAUAUAUUUCCCGAGCUCCCUCCCUUUGACAUGCAGUACUGGAAGAGGUCAGAGGAGAGAAGACUGGCUGCAAUGAAAGAGCUUAAAGAAAAACAAGCCAUUCUUGAACAAAGGAGGAAUUUCAGAAAGCAGGGGUGUAUUGUGUCAAAUUGGCAUUUGAUGAAGUCCCAGAAAGGGAGGGAUCAAUAUUAUGUGUCUGCAAAGGCCAAUGCCAAUAAGGGAGACCAAGAGCUCCUCAAGGAAUGGCGUACUCAUGCUAGGGUCAUGCAGGAGAGGAAAAUCUUAGAGCACAAGCAGGAAAGGCGUGAGAGACAUAGAAGAGAAGAGACGUUGAAAAAGAUAGCGUCAGGCUGCGCAGACACUCAGUUGAGGCUGUCCAGGUCAGGGGCAGCGACAGGCCUAGCUAACGAUGGAUCACUGUGCCUCCAGUGUGCCGAGUCAGUCAUCCUGCAGUCAGAUGUCCCCAGCGAGGCUGCACCACAGCUGGUACCGAUAAAUGCUCCAUACGCCACAGAGUCUCUGUGUAGUGUUGUUGAAAGUGGUGAGGUCAAGACCCACAACCCCCCACCAAAGAGGAUCCAGAGACAGAGAUCGUUCCUGUCCCAGAAGGAACACGAGGAAGCCAGGGCAGCCCGCGACCGGGAGUUAGAGCAGCGGAUCAGGAGCCAUGUUCAGAUGAUCCAGGAGAGGCGCAGGAGGCCCAGUGGCACUGCCCAAGAGGAGACAGAAGCUGCAAGGCAGGACAUGGAGGAAGCCAAGAGAUUGCAGUCGGAACUUGCUGAGAGGAAACAGGAGAGCGACAUCGAGUAUCGAUUCAUCGCAUUUACUGGGGAGAACUCACCAAGAUGCUAUGACAAGUGAAAGUAUUUGUGUGUGUAGACCUACUGCCAUUUAGAAAUGUUGCCGUAUUAAAUGAAUUGACAUUGUAUGCAAAGAAGUCGUACAGGACAGGGUAGUAUGGAAUUAUAGCACUCUACAAACAGUUUACAAUGGCAUCCGAUACCCAAUCAUCAAUAAACAUUUCAGCCUGUUACACGCACAUCAUUAGUUAAGUGUAAAGUGCUUGUGUUCCAAGAUAAACACACCCUCAUUCAUCAAGUCAAUCAGUGCUAAAUAGCAGCCUAAUAGGUCACUGUAUUUCAGGUCCUUGCAACUGUACAACAGCUAUACAGGGGUUGAUCAUGUAUACUUAUUUGACUGUAUGUGUGCCUAUAGCCUAAAUUCAGUGCUUGACUUUGACUUCAAUAGGUUCCGGUACUCCUUUUGGGUGCUGGAAUCAAUAGGUUCCGGUACUCCUUUUGGGUGCUGGAACUGUUUAUAUUAAGGUGCAGAAGCUCUAUAAGAGUAUUCCAUAAGAGGAAUAGGAGCUCAAGCAGUAGAGCUCCUGCCCAAGUCAAGCACUGCCUAAAUUACUUAUUGAUACAGUUGGCUUGGAUACAGACAGUAAAUAUGGGGGUGAUUCAUGUAAACCAGGGCAGUUUGAAGGUAGGAAUAUAUGUAAUUUGGAAUGGCACGAUAAAAAAUGGCCUGACGCUAACAUUAAAAUGGAAGGGGGAAAUGUAUCAGGGGGCAGCUGGUAGCCUAGUGGUUAGAGCGCUGGGCCAUUUGCUAGAUCGAAUCCCUGAGCUGAGAAGGUAAACAUCUUUCGGUCUGAGCCUGAACAAGGCAGGUAACCCACUGUUCCUAGGAUGUCAGUGUAAAUAAAAUAAAAAUGUUCUUAACUGA